UGAAAAUUGAAAAGCAACUUGUGUUUGAUGCCAACUUAGCAGAGCAAAGAGAAGAAAAGGUACAGAUCUAUAGUUACACAAAAAACAGAUAGUUUGGACAUUACUAUAGAUUACAGAAGAGAGCUUGCACAUCAUCGUUAUUCCUUAUGAACCCAUUACCAACACAUCUCUUUAAAAAAAACACAAAUUAGCCAAAUAGAGACACAUUAGAAUACACACAGAAGAGAAAGGUUUAAGUAUUAUGUACAUGAAAGUGUAUGUAAUUCAAGGACUUAUCAAAAGUGGCAUUUGGCAAUAUAAUUUUAUAAUGAAAAUAUAAGAAUCUUGUCACAGCUGUCAUAUGAGGAAAAACAUUAGAAUACGUACAGUAAGAAAAUGAUGUCUAAUUAUGCAUGUUAUCAAAGAGAAAAUCUAGUGAAGGAUCAUACAGGGGAGAAACGGCUUAAAUAUUCUAAUCACAGUGAUAAUAUGAAGAAACAUAUGACAAUACAUGCUCGAGAGAAACGCUUUAAAUGUGAUUUUUGUGACUAUGCUUGUAGUCACAGCGGUAGUCUAACAAUACAUAGGAGAAUACAUACUGGAGAGAAACCCUUUAAAUGUGAUGUAUGUGACUAUGCUUGUAAUCACAGGGGUCAUCUGAAGAGACAUAGGAAAAUGCAUACUGGAGAGAACUGCUUUAAAUGUGAUGUUUGUGACUAUGCUUGUAAUCAGAGUGGUGAUAUGAAGAAACAUAAGAGAAUACAUACUGCAGAGAAAUGCUUUGAAUGUGAUGUUUGUGACUAUGCUUGUAAUCAGAGUGGUAAUCUGAAGGUACAUAAGAGAAUACAUACUGGAGAGAAAUGCUUUAAUUGUGAUUUAUGUGACUAUUCUUGUAAUCACAGCAGUAGUCUAAAGGUACAUAAGAGAAUACAUACUGGAGAGAAACGCUUUAAAUGUGAUUAUUGUGACUAUGCUUGUAAUCACAGCGGUAAUAUGAAGAUACAUAGGAGAAUACAUACUAAAGAGAAACGCUUUAAAUGUGAUGUAUGUGACUAUGCUUGUGAUCGGAGCCAUAGUAUGAAGAGACAUAAGAGAAUACAUACUGGAAAGAAAUGCUUGUAAUGUGAUUAUUGUGACCAUGCUUGUAAUCACAGCGGUAAUCUGAAGAUAUAUAAGAGAACACAUACGUGAGAGAAAUGCUUUAAAUGUGAUAUUAAUGACUAUGCUUGUGUUAACAGAGGUAGUUUAAAAACAAACAAGAAAAUACAUACUGGAGAAAAUUGCUUUAAAUGUGAUGUUUGUGAGUUUGCUUGUAAUCAGAGCAGUAGUCUGAAGAGACAUGAGAGAAUACAAACUGGAGAAAUGAAGUUUUAAAUGUGACGUUUGUGACUAUGCUUGUAAUCACAGUUGUAAUCCGAGGAGACACAGGAAAAGAUAAAAUACUCGAGAAAAAUGCUUUGAAUGUCAUUAUUGUGACAAUGCUUGUCAUGACGGCAUUAGUUUGAAAAUACACAGGACAAUACAUACUGGAGAGAAACUCUUUGAAUGUGGUAUUGAGACUAUGCUUAUAUUCUCUUCGGAAGUCUGAAGAUACAUAGCAGAAUACAUACUGGAGAGAAACUUUUUAAAUGUGAUGGUUAUAACGAUGCAUCAACAAUGUUCAAUGAAUACAGUAGUCUGAAGAAACACACGAAAAUUCAUUCUUGAGAGAAAUGCUGAAAAUGUGUUUGCGACUAUGCUUGUGAUGACGGCAGUAGUAUCAACAGACAUAGGAGAAAACAGACUGCAGAGUAAUGCUUUAAAUUUGAUGUUGUAACAAUGCUUGUUCAUUGUUGUUAUUGCAGCGGUAAUCUGAGGAAACAUAGGAGAAUACAUGAUACUGGAAAUUUGGAAAGAAAUGUUUUUAAUGGUGUGAUGUUUGUGGCUAUGUUUGUAAUUGUAGCGGUAGUCUGAAGAUAAAUGGAAGACCACAUACUGGGGAGAAAGGUUUUAAAUGUGAUGUAUCUGACUACUUUGAAAUCAUUAUUAGUCCCCUACUGGUUGAAACCAGUUUCGGGGACUAUAGGAAUGCGCUUUUCCGUCAUUCCGUCCGUCCGUCUGUCUGUCCGUCCGUCCGUCUGUCCGUCCGUCCGUCCGUCCGUCCGCAAUUUCGUGUCCGGUCCAUAACUCUGUCAUCCAUGAAGGGAUUUUAAUAUUACUUGGCACAAAUGUUCCCCAUGAUGAGACGACGUGUCAUGCGCAAAACCCGGACCCCUAGCUCAAAGGUCAAGGUCACAAUUGGAGGUCAAAGGUCAACAGGGCUUUUUUCCUGUCCGGUCCAUAACUCUUCCAUCCAUGAAGGGAUUUUAAUAUUACUUGGCAUAAAUGUUCCCCAUGAUGAGACGACGUGUCAUGCGCAAAACCCGGACCCCUAGCUCAAAGGUCAAGGUCACAGUUGGAGGUCAAAGGUCAACAGGGCUUUUUUCCUGUCCAGUCCAUAACUCUCCCAUCCAUGAAGGGAUUUUAAUAUUACUUGGCACAAAUGUUCCCCAUGAGAAGACGACGUGUCAUGCGCAAAACCUAGACACCUAGCUUAAAGGUCAAGGUCACAAUUUGAGGUCAAAGGUCAACAAGGCUUUUUUCCUGUCCGGUCCAUAACUCUCCCAUCUAUGAAGGGAUUUUAAUAUUACUUGGCACAAAUGUACCUCAUAAUAAGACGAUGUGUCGUGCACAACUUUCAAACCCCUAGCUCAAAGGUCAAGGUCACACUUAGCAGUCAAAUGUUAACAUAGCAUGAACAGGGUCUGUUUCGUGUCCGGUCCAUAACUCUGACAUUCAUUAAGGAAUUUUAAUAUCACUUAGCACAAGUGUUCCCCAUGAUGAGACGACGUGUCGUGCGCAAAUCCCAGACCCCUAGCUCAAAGGUCAAGGUCACAAUUGGGGGUCAAAGGUCAAUAAGGUUUUUUCCCUGUCCGAUCCAGAACUCUGUCAUCCAUCAAGGGAUUACAAUAUUACUUGGCAUAAAUGUUUCCCAUGAUGAGACGACGUGUCAUGCGCAACACCCAGUACCCUAGCUUAAAGGUCAAGGUCACACUUUGAGAUCAAAGGUCAAGAGGAUUUUUUUCCUGUCCGGUCUAUAACUUUGUCAUGCAAAGCAGGAUUUAGAUAUCAGUUGGCACAAAUAUUCCCCUGGAUGAGACAACAUGUCAUGCGCAAGAACCAGGUCCCUAGGUCUAAGGUCAAGGUCAUAUUUAGAGGUCAAAGGUCAAAUGCAAGAAUGACUUUGUACGGAACAUUUCUUCUUCAUGCAUGGGGGGAUUUUGAUGUAACUUGGACCAAAUGUUCACCACCAUGAGGCACCCUUGUUUUUAGAAUUACGUCCCUUUGUUGUUACUAUAAAUAGAUUUUAUUGUAACUUUUUUAUUACUGGCGGUAGAGAAAAAUCGUGACCACUUUUCUGUGGUACAGCAUGCAUGUUACAUCCAAUUUUUAGGUGUAUUUUGACCUAUCUCUACCUGGUAAAGAGUUUCUUGUGGACUUAUAUUAUAUAGAUUUUUUUUUUUUUUUUUUUUUUUUUUUAAAAGAUUAAUUUCCCUUUGUUGUUACUAUAAAUAAAUUACAUGAUAACAUUUUUAUAAUCAGCCAAAAAAAUUCAAUAUGAAAACAACUAUAGGUUUUUAUAUAUAUAAAUUUUAAUCCAAGUGUUUUGUUAUUACAUAUUGUAUAUAUAGUACAACAUUGUUUAUACAUCAUUGACAGAUAUCAGUUCAUUAUGUUAUACUGCAGUAGAGAAAAUUAGGUGCCUUCCAGUAGGGGACUUUGUAUUGCAUGGCAAUACUUCAUUCACUUGUUAUUCAUGUGGGAAUAAUUUUCGUGGAUUUCAAGGUUGAGCUCAGCCACGAAUGUAAAUCUCAAUAAACAGACUGUGCCCACGAUAAUUUACUUGUACGCAAAGUCGUAAAAAAGACACCAUAGCUGUUCGAUCUGAUUGUAGUUUUAUGCAUGUGGAAGUAGUAACCUGCAGCUUUCAUGUAGUUUAUGGAGGCUCUAUCAACAAUAAACAUAGGCAUGCCUGGAAACAAAACCGACAGUUUCAUUUAGAAAUGUACCCGUGCCGUGGUUUGUUUAUGACAUGCAUGUUGAAGUAAAAGUAGAUACUAAAAAUAGCAGUUUGACAUAGCAUGACGUGCCAACCGCACUAUAAUACAACUGUUUUUUGAUUUUUUCCGCCCCGCCAGUGCUCAGUGCUUAUACGCUAACUUUUGUUUGUGUAAUAAAAUACUAUGAAUUAGGAGCAAUUAAAUUAGAGAAUCUAAUUGAACAGAACAGAACAGAACAUAUCUUUUAUUUCACCCAGGCAUUUUUCAAUACAACAAGGGGAAUAUAACACAAUGUUGAUAUAACAAAAAUCUGAAUGGAUCCGGUACAGGAAAAUAUACAAAUAUAGCUAUUAUUUUAUGCGUAAAAAUUUUUACAACUCAAAGGAAUGUCAUUCAUUAAUUUGGGCAGUAUGCUAGAUUUGUGUCCGAUGCAUUAAUACUUAAUUCACAUUACACGUUUCUAAAUAACACAUGAUGCACAAGUUCAAAAGCUUGUACUUUUAUCGAGUACAUGCAGACGCAACAUUAUUUAAAUCUAUAAGAGUUUGUCUUAAUUUGCAGUACAAUAACUAGUUCUUCUUUAUAACACGAUCAAAUGAUCAAUAAUCAACUUGUAUGUUUGUUUCGAUUAUGAAUGCUAAUUGUGCAAGGUGCUACUUUGAAAUAUUCAAUCAGAAAAGUCGGCGCCAAUUAUAAAGUGUCAAAACUGUAGCACCUUUCACAAUUAGCAUUCAUAAUCGAAUAAAAGUUUUGCAAAUAAGGAGUUGUAUAACUAUAGAUAAUGCGGUCGUUAAUUGGCAAAUGAUCACUAGCUAAUCUCCCUCAGCGUAGAGUGCAAUUUUGGUAACCAUGGUAGCGCUGUUUGACACGUGUAGGUUGCACAUGCAAGGACAGAAGUACUUGUAGAUCUGUUCCUGUUGAAAUUAUAUUUCAUUUGUUUUUACAAAAAUUGAGAAUCCAUGAAUUUAUGUCCCCACGAAACUGCCGUUUUGGGCAAAACCACGAAAUUUCUUGCCAACGAAAUUAAAUGAUCUCGCACUAUACUUGUAACACACUAUGUACCCGGAUAAUCCUUACUCUGUUCAGCGAACCUAACUCAGUGCCAACAUGGCUGACAGAAUGACCAUGUAUGUAGUUAAUUUUCUUGUUUUUACUCAUGUUUUUAUGUUAGUAUGUAAUGUUAGCGUAAAACUUUUGAUAGCCAUAAUAUCCUGUAUUGAUAACAUGUUUUGUGUACUAAAUAUUUCAAUCAGCAAGACACAUUAUGUGGCUGGAAUUCAUUAAAAUGUGCUCAAAGAAGUUUUCAGAAUGAA
Molecule: messenger RNA, 5371 nt
Organism: Mercenaria mercenaria
Lineage: Eukaryota; Metazoa; Mollusca; Bivalvia; Venerida; Veneridae
Product: zinc finger protein 714-like
Exons: 1
Coding region: 376-1101 (241 amino acids)
Biological process (GO): regulation of transcription by RNA polymerase II
Molecular function (GO): DNA-binding transcription factor activity; RNA polymerase II cis-regulatory region sequence-specific DNA binding
Source: RefSeq, a predicted model, not a curated record